This is a messenger RNA of Chlorella variabilis, 871 nucleotides long. RefSeq lists its product as hypothetical. Gene Ontology annotation, biological process: translational initiation; formation of translation preinitiation complex; formation of cytoplasmic translation initiation complex. The record is from RefSeq and is a predicted model, not a curated record. Gene Ontology annotation, molecular function: translation initiation factor activity; translation initiation factor binding; mRNA binding. Gene Ontology annotation, cellular component: eukaryotic translation initiation factor 2 complex. Lineage: Eukaryota; Viridiplantae; Chlorophyta; Trebouxiophyceae; Chlorellales; Chlorellaceae. The transcript is spliced from 7 exons. The coding region runs from base 44 to 871 and encodes 275 amino acids.
GUUUCCGUGUUUAGCAGCUCGUUGGGACACCGCAGCAGUCACCAUGUCGGCCGAAGACGCUGCAGCAGCCGCUGAGGCAGUUGAGCAACUCACAGUGGACGAUGGCGACCUGAACCUAGACUUCGGCAAGAAGAAGAAGAAGAAGAGCAAGGUCAAGGAUGCAGAGGCGGGGGCGGAGGGCGAGGCGGCGGCAGACGGCGAGGCGGCGGCGGCGGCGGGCGGCGAGGAGGGAGACGACGAGCUCAGCCUAGACCUGACCCUGGGCAAGAAGAAGAAGAAGAAGAAGGCCAAGGCGCGGGCAGAGGACGACUUUGGGGGGAUGGAGGGCGAGGCGGAGGAGGGCGGCGAGCGCAGCAGCGGCGGGCUGCCGUGGGAGGGGUCUGACCGAGACUACACGUAUGAGGAACUGCUGGACCGCGUGUUUGGCAUCCUCAAGGCGCACAACCCGGAGCUGACGGGAGAGCGGCGGCGCACCACGCUCAAGCCGCCGCAGGUGGCGCGGGAGGGCACCAAGAAGACGGUGUUCACCAACUUUAUGGAGCUGUGCAAGAGCAUGAACCGCAACCACGAGCACGUGCUGCAAUUCCUGCUGUCCGAGCUGGGCACCAGCGGCUCGCUGGACGGCACGCAGCGGCUGAUUGUCAAGGGCCGCUUCCUGCCCAAGGCGUUCGAGACGGUGCUGCGCAGGUACAUCAACGACUACGUGCUGUGCAACAGCUGCAAGAGCGUGGACACGCUGCUGGACCGCGACUCGUCCACCCGCAUCAUGUUCCUGCGCUGCCAGCAGUGCUCCGCCUCGCGCACCGUGUCGGCCAUCAAGACGGGUUUCCAGGCGCGCACAGUGUCCCGCAAGAGCCAGCAGACCGGCUGA